AAUUAGACUUUCUUCACAUAUACAAUGUCGGCCUAUAACAAGCUUCUCGGUGCACUCAUCAUCCUCUCUGUGGUCUCCUACAUUUGCACUGUAAUAUUCAAUGUUAUUUCAGCUAUUGGAAAAGGGGGAUUAUUCGAUACAACAGCCAGUAAUGUUUCUGGUAAGUACCCUUUGGAUGUAACUCCUGCGGGCUGGACAUUUUCUAUUUGGUCCGUAAUUUACAUUUGGAAUGGACUUUGGAUUGUGUAUGCCCUCUCCACACUCUUCAGAAGAAGUAAAGAUGAAUAUAUUUAUGCAAAAUUAGGAAUCCACCCUCCUGAAUUUUUUACUAUGUGGAUACUGAACAAUUCAAUUAACAUUGGAUGGCUAUUCAUUUGGGACAAAGAGUAUCUUGUAUUUUCCAAUGUAUUCUUGGUCUUAAUUCCAAUCACGUGCUUUUUGAUGCUUCAAAUAUCAUGCAGUAGAUGCUACAGGCAUAGAAAAAUAUUGGCAGAAAAUUAUCGGGUAGACCUAUGGUGCACAAGAAUUUUGGUUCAUAAUGGAUUGGCAAUGUAUGCUACAUGGACUUCAAUUGCUACUAUUAUUAAUUUUGGAAUGGUGUUAAAAUAUUAUGUCCCUAUAAGAGACCCUGGGGUCAGCAGUAUGGUUCUUUGCCUGGUUUUCUUUGCCCUGGUAUUCUGGUUCUUGAUGGAAACAUUUGUUUUUGAAAAAUAUGUACGAUACAUCUUUACAAUUUACCCUGUGGCAAUUGUUGCUUCUGUCGGUGUCUAUUUUGGAAAAGAAACUUCAUCAACGGCUGAAACCGAUAUAUUAAAAGUUCUCCUUAUUGCUGCGAGUUGCAUUGCGUGCUUCCUGCGAUUCACUCUGUUUUUCUCUUGUGUCAAACUACGGCCCUUGUUCAAAGAAGCAAAAUUUGAUCAUCAAAAGACCAAAGGAGAAAUGAAAACUUUUGAUAUACAAACUGCACAAAUUAAUGGUCACACCAACCCAAUCCCACUAGAAGUGAUUGAAUCCUUUUGAUACAGUAUUGGUUUUAUUUAUUUGUUUUAGUAUGAUAGGAUGUAAAUAAAUCCUACUAAUUUCUGGACUGAGAGUGCUCUCUAAUGCCCCAGUAGGAAUAUGGAAAGGAAGAUAUCCAGGGUCCCGCCCCCCUGGUAUACUCAUUAUAUGAUUACUGAAUAGUCAAAUUAUUUCACAAUCUUAGUUCAUUAAUUAAAUGAUACAAAAGUAAAUACCACACAAAGGCAUUAUUAAUGACCAUUUCUGAAUCAAGGUCAGUUAGUGCAUCAAGCAGAACAUCUGCCACGAUCUUAAUAUGACUUGUAAAUGUAUUGACUAUUUUACAUUGUCUCUUAUUAAGGUAUCUCUUUUUUGCUGCAAUAUCACAUGUUAAAAUUAGCUCAAUGUUUUUUAAAUAUGGUAUAUUAAAAAAAAUACCUUUAUGACACUCUUCUGAAUGUUUAAGCUGUCUGCAUCACAUGUGUUCUAACCAAUUGUGUUCACAAAUUGUACGAUGGCCCAAGAUUGGGUCCAUGCCAUGAGUUAAGAAACACUGGCUUAAGCAAUAAAAAUAAAUGACUAUUUUGUCAUAGCCUUUCUGAGCCUUCAGAUCGAGGGAACAUAACAUCCAUAAUAUA
Molecule: messenger RNA, 1637 nt
Organism: Pelobates fuscus (common spadefoot toad)
Lineage: Eukaryota; Metazoa; Chordata; Amphibia; Anura; Pelobatidae
Exons: 7
Coding region: 25-1020 (331 amino acids)
Source: RefSeq, a predicted model, not a curated record